This is a messenger RNA of Salarias fasciatus (jewelled blenny), 5381 nucleotides long. It is a transcript of the gene nfatc2a, whose product is annotated as nuclear factor of activated T cells 2a. NCBI's taxonomy places the organism in Eukaryota, Metazoa, Chordata, Actinopteri, Blenniiformes, Blenniidae. Bases 277 to 2988 code for a protein of 903 amino acids. The transcript has 10 exons. Gene Ontology annotation, biological process: calcineurin-NFAT signaling cascade; cytokine production; regulation of transcription by RNA polymerase II. Gene Ontology annotation, molecular function: transcription factor binding; RNA polymerase II cis-regulatory region sequence-specific DNA binding; DNA-binding transcription factor activity, RNA polymerase II-specific. Gene Ontology annotation, cellular component: transcription regulator complex. The record is from RefSeq and is a predicted model, not a curated record.
GGGGGCGUGAACGCAGCGCGGCGUUGAACCCGAAAAACUCCGCAUUCAGGGUGUAAAUAGACCCGCCUUCGUCUGAAAAUAACCGCGGCGAGCUGCAAACAGGAAACGUGCGCGUCUCGCCUCCUGCAGCUCCCCCACCACCACCACCACCACCCCCACCCCCCCGAUGCACCAGCAGGUUCUCCAAAUCCACACCAGCGCCGCAAAGUCCGCACAGCCGCGUCUCCGUCGCUUCGCCCCGACCCAGAGGAGUCCCGCAGGGAAAAAUUAAGACAGAUGACCUCCUUUUACGACGAGAAAGACUUGGAGGAAGAGCUCAGUCAAGUCAACUGCCCCGAUGAGGAUUUGGAGUUUGAGUACUUGUUUGAAUAUGAGCCGCCGGGCAGUGACUUUGCGGGCGCAGAUCAAGAUGACCCCAGCCUUGCGCCUCACAAAGUCCUCAGUCCUGAGUCGGAGCAGGCCUUCCCUCUGGAGGAGGCCUCGCCGUACGGCAUCAAGUCCUGCAGUCCCCCCUACAGCGAGCACACCGCCGAGGUUCUGUCCGGAUAUGAGAAUCCGGAGGCCCGGAAUUACGUGGAUGGUUCCCGGCCCGCGGGCCUGGCCCUGAGCCCCCGCAUCGAGAUCACCCCCUCCCGCGAGCACUACAGCCACGUCCGGGACUCCCUGCAGAGCCAGCACCUGAACAUCAGCCCGCGGCCCACCCUCACCGUGCCGGGCCACGACGGCCUGGCCUACCGCGAGCCGCAGUGCCUGAGCCCCGCCAGCAGCAACUCCUCCACCAGCUGGCACUCGGAGAACUACUCCCCCUGGGCGUCCCCCUGCGUGUCGCCCAGCAGCGGCCAGAACGCCGGAGACCUGUGCCCCCGCCUGCAGGGCAUCCACACUGGCUCGCCGCGCACCUCCCCGGGCACCUCCCCGCGCACCAGCCUAGGCGAGGACGGCUGCCUGGGACCCCGCUCGCCCUCCCCCAGGCCCGGCUCCCGCUCCGCCUCCCCGCAGGGGAAGCGCACCUACGACAUGUACCGGAAUCCGGGGCUGCUCCCGGGGCACCGCUCCCGCAGCCCCUCCCCCAACGGCGCCCACGAAAAUCACAGCAUAGGCGCCCACUAUCCGCACGCCGGCCUCCCCGACGGCAUGAACGGCUUUGGCGCGGUGGGCCAGCCGGGCCUGGUGCCCACCAAAAUAGUCAAGACGUCCAACCAGGUCUACACUCUGUACCCAGAGAACCACGCCGACGGGAACUACCUGGUGUCCUGUGAGCAGGACCUGAAGGCCAAACCCGCCGCAGAGCCUUUCUUCGUCAUCCCUCCGAUCUGGCCCAAACCUCUGGUUUCCAGCAUCUGCAGCAUCCCCGUGGCGUCUCUCCCCCCGCUGGAGUGGCCGGUCCCUUGUCGCGCCGACCAGUACGAGCUCCGCAUCGAGGUUCAGCCCAAACCGCAUCACAGGGCUCACUAUGAGACGGAGGGCAGCCGAGGAGCCGUCAAGGCCCCCACGGGGGGGCAUCCAGUGGUGCAGUUACAUGGCUACCGAGGCAAAGAGCCACUUGGCCUGCAGAUUUUCAUUGGCACUGCGGACGAGCGCAUCCUCAAGCCUCACGCUUUCUACCAAGUCCACCGCAUCACUGGCAAGACGGUCACCACCACCAGCUACGAGAAGAUGAUCAAUGGCACCAAAGUCCUGGAGAUCCCCCUGGAGCCAAAGAACAACAUGAAAGCAAUAAUCGACUGUGCUGGGAUCCUGAAGCUGAGGAAUGCCGAUAUCGAGCUCAGAAAAGGCGAGACGGACGUCGGCCGGAAGAACACCCGAGUUCGCCUUGUGUUCCGCGUGCACAUACCACAGCCCGGAGGACAGCACGUCUCGCUCCAGGCGGCCUCGCAUCCCAUCGAGUGCUCCCAGCGCUCAGCCCAUGAGCUUCCCAUGGUGGAGAAGCAGGACAUGGACAGCUGCUCGGUUCUGGGUGGCCAGCAGAUGAUCCUGACCGGGCAGAACUUCAGCUCCGACUCCAAAGUCAUCUUUAUGGAGAAAACCCAGGACGGGCAGCAGAUCUGGGAAAUGGAAGCGACGGUGGACAAAGAUAAGAGUCAGCCCAGCAUGCUGUUCGUGGAGGUGCCGUCCUACAGAGACACGUCCGUCUGCCACUCGGUGAAAGUGAACUUCUACGUCAUCAAUGGCAAGAGGAAGCGCAGCCAGCCUCAGCACUUCACCUACACACCCCUGGCAUCUUCUUCCAUAAAGACGGAGCCUCUGGAUGAGUAUGAAGCGGAGCACAUGGGCUUCGCCAUGCCUCAGAUCUUGGGUUUGUCCCCUCAUUCCUACUACCAUACCCCACGCGGCACCCUCCACCCAGACAACGGCCUGGCCCCCGGCAUGGCGUCCUGCCAGCGUCUCAGCUCCAGCCUGCCCAACCAGGACACACGUUUCCAGCAGCAGAGUCCGGCCAUCGUCUACUCGCGUGCGGGGAAAGGCUUCGCCGGCCCCGGCCUCUGGCAGACCGGAGCGAUGGUUCCCGACCCCCACCGGUCCGUGCUGGUCCACACGGGGUCCCCCGCUCAGCCCAUGGGUCCCGUCGGCGCCGGCCCGCACCCCUCCAUCAUCCAGUUCUCCCCCACCAACCACCACCUGGUCCGGGCAGGAGACCCCCAAGCCCUCGCCGCGUCGCAGCCGGACAGCCAGCAGGUCAUCUACUGCGACAGCUACUCCCCGCAGGCGGCGGCCGCCCAUUCGCCCACCCCCCCGCAGGCUCCCAUCGCGGUGAGCCACCCGCAGCAGCACUAUCCCACUGUGAUCCAGCAGCAGCCGUACGUGCAGAAGGGGCAGCAGAAAGGUCGCGCCCCGCCCGGUUCGGGCCAGAUGGAGGCCUCGGGGGACGGGCCCAGGCGAGUCACCGUCAAAGAGGAGAACCUGGACCAGGCCUACCUAGAUGAUGGUGAGUUGAACGAAAUCAUCAGGAAGGAUCUGACGGGCGUUCAGGCCAGAGGGCAGACAUAGAGGAGGAAACGACAGCACACACACACACACACACACACACACUCACAGUCUUCAACCUGCCGGUGAGGUGACUCAUUUCCAUCGAUAAUCAGAACUCCUCUUCCUCAUUGAACGAUCGGCUCCUGGAUCCCGUGUUUGCUUUGGAUGCUUUCCUGCAAUAAACUUUCGGCAAACAGAAGGACUCAUUCGACCCGUCUGCCGCCAAUGCCCGCUUAACCACGAGUGAAGCCUCAGAAACGGGCAGAUGUGCCUUAUCUCUGUUAUUAUAUUAUAAAAGAAAGAAUCAAACAGGAAAUUGUAAAAAGGAACAACUCAAUUAGCCAGGCAGUGAAUUCACACCUGUUUCUCUGAUGACAGUGGACGGCCUUUCAUAGCAGGGGUGUAAACAGAAACAGGUUGAAACACUUAUCUCACUGGGCUGCAACACGGAAGAGACAAAGAUGUGAGAAAAUAGGAAAAUUAGCGACAGUUUUUCACCAUUUUCAAUCAUGCUCAACAGUCGCUCGACGUUUGCAUGAAACUCAGUGGACGCUCACAUGACAUUUGCCUAUUAUUCACACAGCAUUCACAAAACAAACACGAGAUACUCUCAGAACAUGAGCCGGACACUCACACAACCUUCGCACGGCGUCCACUUGAUGUGCUCACAAUUCCUGCACGACAUUCACAAUAGACUCACAACAAGACAGAUGCACAGCACUCACUUGAUUUCACGUUUCACAAAAGUUGACAACAUUUUUGCUCAAAAUUCACCUGGAAUUUGGCAUGUAGUGUGAAUGUACUAAACUGAACAACAUCAGCAGCAGCUGCGUUUUUUUUUUUCUUCCCACAAUUCUCAGAACUCUAUUGAGUGAGAUAUUUUGGAAACGUGUUGCAGCCCAGUGAGAUACGGACUUUCUGUGAAACUCACGUUAUACUCAGAAUGUUUUUGUCAAUCAUCUCACAGCAAACGGCCUUUGUUUUGACCGAAGUGAAGCACGCGCUGCCUUAAGCAUAUCCAAAUAAACUGUUGUGCCGCCUCCUAGUAUGCACUGUGUUCAACAACUCGGGAGGUCAACAUUAUUACUUUUUAUAUGACGUUGAAUUCAUGUGAAUAAUGUAUCAUUUCAUAUAAAUAUAUAUUCUCAAACAUAUAGUCAGGUGCCAGAAAGCCUUCACAGAGGUCUGUGAUGUUACAUUGAAAGCACUAUUGUACAUUUCCCAAGUGAUUUCUGCACAAGUUGAACUUUUUCAUCUCAACGUUGCAGUGACGAUGCCUUUCCAAAAAAGUUGGGAUGAUAUGUAACAUAAUAAAUGUGUUUUCAAAUGAGCCAAUUUUUUUUUUUUGUUUUCAUUGAAAAAUAAAGCAGCCUGACAUGUUGUUUAUGCUCUAUGAGUCUAGGAUUUUCUAAUCUUGAUUUUAUUUACAUAUCACAAAUUACACAAACUUUUUUUUUUGCACCCUGGGAUUUUAAAAAUGUAUUUGAAGUCUGACUCCUGGGAGCUGAAGUGUGAGAAUUUUGAUUUAAAGAUGGUCUUUUUUACCUUUGUAAAUCAAAUCUGUCUUUUUUUUUUAAUUUACAUGGAUUGAUAUAACUUCUAAAGUCUUGAAUCUAGAUUACCGAAGCUUUAACUGUGUGCACUGUUGUGUGCGGCUGCAUUUUUGAAGAUCUGCACGUGAUGACAAUCAACUUACCAAAGGCUGCCUUUGCAGAAAUCUUCACGCUUGCAGAAAUUAAGAGCAUAUUUUCUGUUUUCUGUAGCUGCCAUCAUAAUGUAAGCACAAUAGUAGUACACAGUGAUAUACUAUUAAGGCUCGCUUUGGUGAGAAAAGCACUAUAUUUUCAUAAAAUGAUGAGUGAAUUGAUCUGCAAUAAAAAAAAAAAAAAAAUGAAGUGCCAGGAAAUAAAAAUUUGUAAAACAUCUUAUAUUUUGUAUUUGAUUUUUUUAUUUUUUUGAGCCAGUACAGCAGAAGUACAUUUGCCCUUCUUGAAUGUAAACUGUAUUAACUGAACCCGCCCAUUCUUUGUAUGAAUAUCACAAAAUGUCAAAGUUUUUAAAGUACGAGCAGUUUGUUUUUUCGUCGUACGCCGUUUUUCUUGUAAAAUACACAAUUUUAAAGUCAUUAUUUUAUCCUUAAUCUGUUUCAGUGCUUCUUUUUUUAAGGAAACUAUCGUACACUUACCCUUUGUCAGUUUAUAUUCUUGUUCGUGUUUUUGUUAUAUUACCAUUUUUUGCAAACUGUUAAGGAAUCUUAGGUCAUUAAUACUGUCUUAUUUUAUUUUUAUUUUUCUGUGUUGAUAGUUGUCAUGUAUAUGUUACAUUUUGAGUCUUUGUGCCUCUUUUAAAAAAAAUCUCCGUCCAUGCUAUUUUUGUAUCCUCAAAGAAGCAAUAAAUAAUAACCAUGAACAUUA